AUGGUAAAAAAAAUCAUAAUUUCUCGUUUUAAUAAUAUAGCAGCUAUUGUACAGAACAACAAAAUACAAGAAAUUAUUAUUAUUAAUAACUCUUAUCAAGUUAAUGAUAUAUAUAUUGGUAUUGUACAAAAAAUUUUUUCUAGUAUAAAUGCAGCUUUUAUAAAGCUAGGUAAAAGUGGUAAGAGCGGCUUUAUACAUAUUAGUGAUAUCAAACGUCUUAAAAAACACAGACAUGCAAAUCAUAUCACAGAUAUACUAUCUAUUAAUCAAGUCAUCGUAGUUCAAGUUAUCAAAGAACCAACUCUUCACAAAGGACCUAGAUUAACCGCUAACAUUAAUCUAUCUAGUAGAUACUUAGUACUAAUGCCUUUUUGUAACAACAUAUCUGUUUCACAUAAAAUUCAUGAUAAGAAUGACAGAAUAUAUCUCGAAUCUUUAGCUAUUUUACUAAAACCAGCAAAUAUGGGUAUUUUAAUUAGAGCAUCUGCUCAAGGAAUAUCAGCAAAUAUUAUUUUAGAAGACCUUGUAAACUUAAAAAAACAAUGGAGCUUUAUAGAGAAAAUUGCCGUAUCAUCAAAUUUUCCUUCAUUAAUAUAUAAAGAAGAGGAUUUAAUUACGAAAAUAAUGAAAGACUUUUAUGAAGAAAAUACAAAAAAAAUUAUUAUUGAUUCCAACAAAGGUUUUAAAAGAAUUAGCUACUAUUUAGACAAAUGGAAAUGUAUUACGCCUAUAACAAAUAUCAAACUACAAUUAUAUAAAAGAUCCGAAUCCAUUUUAGAGCAAUUUAAUAUUAAAUCUAGUAUUUUAGAAGCUUUAAAAACGAGGGUGCAACUAUCAUUUGGCGGACAUAUAAUAAUUGAUAAUAAUGAAGCUCUUACUGUUAUAGAUGUUAAUUCUGGCUCAUUUAAUCAGUCUGACAAUUCUAAAGAAACAAUUCUAAGAACAAAUUUGUACGCAGCUAUUGAAAUAGCAUAUCAAUUAAGAAUACGAAAUAUAAAUGGGGUAAUUAUUAUUGAUUUUAUAGAUAUGGAAUCUCAAAAAGAUCAGUUACAGCUAUUAGAAUAUUUUAAUAAGUUGCUAAAAUUAGAUAAUGCUAAACCGCAAAUAGUACAGUUAUCUGAAUUAGGACUCGUAGAAUUAACAAGAAGAAGAAGAGGUCAAAGCUUACAAGAAAUUUUCAAUGGUAAAAACCAUGCAUAUUUAAAUCUUGAAUCUAAUUAUAAGUUAGAAGAUAAAUAUAAUCGAUUAAAUAAUAAACAACAAAAUAACUUCUUAAUUCAUAGAAAAAUCAAAUUUUUAUUUUUUCAAAAAAAAUUUAACCAAAAUAUUUUAUUAAAAAACAAAAUAUUUUUAAUGAAAAAUAAUUACAAAUACAAUAAUUAUAUGUGUAUAGAUAAAAGUAAUAAUAUCAAUUUUAUUCAUCCACAAAAAAAUUAUAUUAUACCUCGAAGACUAUACUCUAAUGUAAUAAAAAUAAUUUAA
Chondrus crispus (carragheen) is the source of this 1482-nucleotide messenger RNA. NCBI's taxonomy places the organism in Eukaryota, Rhodophyta, Florideophyceae, Gigartinales, Gigartinaceae. The record is from the annotation of a RefSeq genome assembly.